AUGUUGAAAUUCCUAUUGAUUUUGGUGCCAAUUUUUUUGGCGCAAGAUUUGCCGAAAGCACCAAAUAUUUAUAAAUGGUUGGAGCAGAAUAGUUAUAUUUGUGAGUUUUUUUGGGGUGGGUACUGUAGGGGGUACUGUAGCUUUAUAUUUGCAGUUUGGAAGAAUUUUUGGAGUACUGUAGCGAGUCGUACCUAAAAAUACAUUACUGUUCUGAGAGUUUUUAUUGAAAACAUUUUGCAGUUCGGGUUACUGUGGAUUACAGUACUCCUUGCAGUUCUAGAAAUUUCAAUCUCUUCAAAAAUAGUUUUUUUUUUCAAACUACAGUACGCUUUGCAGUUUGAAAGAGGUACUGUAGUUUUCGGCGAAAAUUCUGUAAAUUUUUGCAGUUCGGGUUACUGUAGUCUGGGAAACUACAGUACUCUUUGCAGUUCUAGAAAUUUCGAUAUUUUCAAAAAUAUAGUACUCUUGUAGUUUUUCCAAACUACAGUACCUCUUGUAGUUCGAGAGGUACUGUAGUUUUCGGCGAAAAUUCUGUAAAAUUUUGCAGUUUGGGUUUCUGUAGAAUGACAACUACAGUACCUUUUGCAGUUCUAGAAAUUUCAAUUUUUUCCAAAAAUAUAGUACUUUCGUAAAUUUGCCUGGAUUACUGUAGGUUUCCCAAACUACAGUACCUCUUGUAGUUCGAUGGGUACUGUAGUUUUUCGAAAAUUCUAUGAAUUUUGCAGUUCGGGUUACUGUAGGUUACAGUAAUCUUCUCUGUUCUGGAAUUUUGAAUCUCUUCAAAAAUAGUUUUUUCAAACUACAGUACUCUUUGCAGUUCGGAAGAGCUACUGUAAAACUUCUUGAAUCGGGAUAUUCCAAAUCAAAUCUACAGUACUCUUUGCAGUUCUAGAAUUUUCAAUGUUUUGAACAAAACCAUGUGCAAACUACAGUACACUCUUGCAGUUCUGCCAACUCUAAAAAUUCCCACAAUUUUUUUUUGCAGGCGAUCCAUCGCUAACCAACAAACGAAACCCCAAAUUCCUCACAUUAUUCGAAUCGCACCGUAUCAAAUGUUCGUGUGGAGACCCAUUAAAAUCGAAAGCCGCGUGUGCUCGUAAAUCGACACGAGACAAGCCGCAUUGUGUCAGAUGUGGGUCUUGGCACGAAAAAUUUUUUAAAAAAGAUUUUUUGAAAUUUACAGUACCCGACACGUGUAUGAAAGAAUAUACCGUGAUUUUUGCCAAUGCUGGAAAUCGCAUGAAGAAUUCGAAGAUUCCAAUCAAGAAUUUAACGCGAAAAAAUCACAGAUCAAAAAUCAAUCAUCACAAAGCACUGAAGAAUCAAAAAGGCGAAAAAGAAGUUGCCGAAAAUAUUUUCGAUUCGACCGAUUUCCACUAA
Caenorhabditis angaria is the source of this 1380-nucleotide messenger RNA. NCBI's taxonomy places the organism in Eukaryota, Metazoa, Nematoda, Chromadorea, Rhabditida, Rhabditidae. The record is from the annotation of a GenBank genome assembly.